Messenger RNA from Plasmodium fragile, 4896 nucleotides. RefSeq lists its product as uncharacterized. Gene Ontology annotation, molecular function: histone binding; ATP-dependent chromatin remodeler activity; ATP binding. Bases 1 to 4896 code for a protein of 1631 amino acids. Gene Ontology annotation, cellular component: chromatin; nucleus. The record is from RefSeq and is a predicted model, not a curated record. The transcript has 3 exons. Gene Ontology annotation, biological process: nucleosome organization; regulation of transcription by RNA polymerase II. NCBI's taxonomy places the organism in Eukaryota, Apicomplexa, Aconoidasida, Haemosporida, Plasmodiidae.
AUGAUAUCGAAGGAGCAGUACUGUAACGAAAAAAAAAAUUUUCGCAGCAUCCAACACUGGCACAACAUGAGUGGCAACAACCCCUGUGGAAGCGGUGGUAGCAGUGCCAACAUGCGUGACGCCAUGCAUUAUGGCGACAUGAUGGAAGCGGACAACGCAGGUGGUAUGAAGGGCACGGCGCCACCCAACAGUUACAUGAACCAAGUAAAUAGUAGUAAGAACAUGGCGUCCCCCCUUUCUUACCUGAACAGUGCCAACAGCGUUAAUAUGGGCAAGGGUAUGCACUUCAAUCCCAUGUCCACUGGUGGCGGCGACGGGACCAUAAGUAUAACGAGCAGCCUACUAAGUAGUAAUGAGCAAAACAUACAGAUGAGGCAACAGAUGGGCAUGAAUAAAAAUUGUGGUGGUGCUUCUAACUCUGGUAGUGCAUCCGGAGGAGGAGCAGGGCUGCACGAGUCAUCGUAUCAGAAGCCCAUGUUAUCAACCUAUAACAUGAACAACAUGCAAAUGCAGUCGUCCAUGGGAGGUCACCACAUGGUUAAUGCGAAUCAAGCAGGUGGUGGUAAUGGUAGCAACCAAAUGGGAGGUAGAUACAAUAAUAUGAAUUAUCCUAUGCAGGACAUGAACCCUAAUGUUCAUAUGAACAGUGGAAAAGGUGGUGGUCCCCAUACAAAUACUGAAAUGAAGCAUAGUAGUAGUAGUAGUAGCAGUAGUAAGGAUCCCACUUUUUUGGGGUCAAAUAAUAUGAAACCGAACACCUUUGUGAAUAAUAUGUAUUAUCAGAGGAAUGACAUGAUGUUAAGGAACAGCUCUAAUAGCUACAAUAUGCAUGGGAACUAUUAUGGGUAUAUGAAUAAUGGGUUUUAUGGUGGCCCUGGGGCUCCUUCCAACUGUUUUAAACAGAAUGUCAACAUGAUGAAUAAUACACGGAACGGGGCAAGUAACAGCAGUGGUAGUAGUAACGGUGCUGCUGCUGGGGUUGGUGGUACCGGUGCAAACUACGUAGAUGGUAUGAAUUCAGUUAAUCAUGGAGAGGGUGGCCUGAGUGGUAAAAUGGGUGGUAAGGGCCCCACGGGUAUCAUUGAUAAAGCUGCUUCGUUAAAGUCUCUUCAUGGAAGUAGUAACACCAGCAGUAUGGGUAAUGCUGGUAGUGGUAUGAAUGUGAGUCCAUUAAAUAUAGGAAGUAGGGCUCUUAAUGGCAGUGGUAUGAACUGCGUUGGAGGAAGUAAUAACAGCAACAACAAUAACAGCGGUGGUAACAACAACCCCGGCGCGAAGAACAUGAACAAAGGGAGCACCGCUGGUGGAGGCGCAGGAGCCAUGAGCGUCGACUCCACAGGGAUGCCAAACAAUAUGAUGAUGAAUAUGGUUAACAAUAACGUUAUUAUGAAUAACAAGGUCAUGAAUAACAUGAUGAUGGGUAAUGGUGGUGCCGGUUCAGGUGGGGCAAAGAAUGUCCUUGGUGCAGGCGGUCUCCCAGGUAUGAACAUGGGUGGUAUGAAUAUGGGCGGUAUGAAUAUGGGUGGCAUGAGUUUGGGUGGCAUGGGAGGCAUGCACGGUAAAGGAAUGAAUGGCAUGCCGACCCACCGACCCAACAACGCGAUGGAGAAAGUCAAUUCUCUGGGUGAUGUGAAUGGCAUGAGAUACCACCAUCCCAUGGGGGGUGCAGGUGGUAACAUGUACAAUAAACUGGGAUUCAACAAUUUGAGUGAGUACCCAUAUGAUAAUUAUGCAGCUAACCACAUGGCUGCUAAGAGCGAGUGUGGCCCAAUGGGCAAGGACAACAAGGGAGCCCUUGGAGGAAAAAAUGCCAACAACCAUGGAAAAGGUAACAAAAAUAUAAAGGACGAAUUGUUAGAGAAGGAUGGCAGUAUGGGCAUGAUGAACAGCGCCUCUCUUCUUAGUGAGGGCAAAUCGACUAGGAAAGGGAAAGGAGCAGUAGCCUCUGGUUCGAUGGAGCAAUUCAGUGGUAUGAUGAGCACUGAUCAGCAGUCGGCAGGCACGUAUAAGAAGUACAGCAACAAAGGAGACAACCAAAUGGACGUAAAGGAUAAAAAAAUGGGUAGCAGUAACAACAACGGUAAUGUUGUUGGUGCAGGAGGAGUAGAACAAGGCAUGGGUACUGCAGGAGCCAGUCAUCCCUACAAUAUGUUUCCUAACUACAACAUAAAGUACCCAAUGAAUGUAGAGAUGUUUGGUAAUAUGGGCACCACCCCAUAUGGCAUGCCGAAUAAAGGAGGAGGCAAUUACCCUAAUAUGAAUAUGAUGAAUGGAAUGAGUGGAGCCAACGACAUGAAUAACGCAGGUGGAAAUGCUAACCCCGCUGGGGGAGGCAGUUCUUAUGGAGGGCUCAACACAAUGGGUAAUAUGAACAGCUACAAUAUGAUGGGCGCCUAUGGAGACAAUAGGUACAGUAACUUAAAGUCCAUGGAUCCGAUGAAGACAUUCAAUGAUGGGAUGGUUAUGGGCGGAGCAGCAGGUGCAGCAGCAGCAGGUGCUGGUGCAGCAGCCCACCAUGGAAAUAACAACCUUACCAAUAUGAUGGGCACGGGUAAUAUUGGCAACGUGGGUAACUACAACAGCUUGAACAAUUUUAUGCAUAAUCGGAAUUACCCUAAUGAUAUGAGCAUGCGAAUGCUCAGCAGUAGAGGCAUGAUGGGGGUGAACAACCCUGCGAACAUGUGUAACAAUCAGGGCACCAUGAUGAUGAUGGGUGCGGGAGGAGCAGCAGGAGUCGGUGCACCUGGGGCAACUGGAGUAGGCAUGCACGCUAACACAAGUAGUGCUGCCCGAUUUAAGAAUGAACAGGGGGAAGAUGAAGAGUACGAUGAUGAAGAAGAUGCAAAUGGUGGCUCGGCCUUAUAUGGAGGAAGUAAAUACAUAGGGGGCAAAAAUGCACAUGGAAAGCAAACGAAUAAAGCAAAAAAAUCGGAGACGCAAAAGAAAGAUAAGAAAAAAAAAAAAAAAAAAAAAAAAAAAAAAAAAAAAAACGCAAAUACCUCCCUUGAUACAGAUGAAGUUGAUGAUAAUGUGCAGAAUGUCAACACGUAUGUGAAAAAGUCCAAUACGAGGAGUAGUAGUAAGAAGUCCCAGCUGUAUGAUCCCGUGGAAGAUCGAUACAAUGAAAGGGCAAAACGGAAUGAGAAAAACGACAUUUUUGUUUCCCCGUAUGUGGGCGCAGUGGAAGGAAGAACCAAUUUGAGGGAGAGGAGGAAGGUAUACAAUUACGCUCAGAUGGACAGCUACUUUGAAACGGAUGAGGAGGAUAAAAAGGUGGACGAGGAAAAAAUGCUGCUCAGGCAGGAGAAGCAGAUCAUGGGAGGCAUUGACCGCGUGCUGCACCAUAGGAAGAUCGUCGACCACAAAAAUGUGAAUAAUAUAAAGAACAAUCCCUUCCUGUACAUCAACAAGGAGAAAGGCGCAGCUACCAAUGGAGCGGUUGCUGGUGGAGCGGCGGGCGAUGGAACGGCGGGCGAUGGCGCAGAUGGCAAGGCCGUGGCGGCGAACGACCACGAGGACCCAACCGUAGACGACUUUUACGAGGAGGAGGACAUUGAAGACGUAAGUCAAGUAGAAUUCCUAAUCAAGUGGAUUGGAAAAUCUCACAUCCACAACUUUUUCUGUACCUAUGAAUACUUAAGAAUUUUCAACGGACUGAAAAAGGUAGACAAUUAUAUAAAGAAAAUUAAACAGUCAUUUCAGAAGAGGAAGUACAUGACGGCUGAUGAAAUAGAGCAAGAGAAAAUUUACUCCGAGAUUAAGAAGCAAAUUGAGAUGGACGCCAUCAACGCGGAGAGGAUAGUAAGUCACAGAAUGUGUGAUAUAACCGGUGAGCAGUUAUUUCUUGUGAAAUGGAUGAGCUGCGCGUAUGACCAAUGUACAGAAGAGACUAAGCAGACUUUAAUAGAUCAUGGGUUCACAAAACUUAUUGAAGAAUAUUUUGACCGGGAAAGUAAAAUAUAUGGCAUGAAAGCUUUUUCAAGUGUUUGGAACAGGGGUCCUUUAACAGCUACCAAAUUCGACCCUUACAAUGAGACGCCAUUUUAUCUGAACGGGAAAAAGUUGAGGGCAUAUCAGUUGACUGGUCUCAAUUGGAUGGUCAGCAGAAUGAAACGAAGUUUAAGUGUGUUACUUGCAGACGAGAUGGGAUUAGGAAAAACGGUGCAGACCAUCGCAGUGGUUGGUCACAUGUUAUAUAAGGAGAAGUUAGUUGGGCCUUAUCUUGUAAUCGUUCCUCAAUCCACUGUUGAUAAUUGGUUGAAUGAAUUUAAGAGUUGGCUUCCCCAAGCAAAUGUCGUGUGCUACCAUGGAAAUGCUGUUAGUAGAGAGCUUAUAAGGACUCACGAAUUGAAAAAGGUUUACGUGGCUAAUAAGGGGUAUAGGUAUAAAUUUGAUGUGUGUAUUACGACCCCAUCCAUUUUGAAUAGCGUAAGCGAUUUGGAAUUGUUGAAGAAAAUGCCGUGGCAGUUAAUGGUGGUGGAUGAAGCUCAUCAGUUGAAGAAUAGACAAUCUAAGAGGUUCAUAGAAUUGAAGCAAUUUAUGGCUGAAUCGAAAUUACUCCUUAGUGGUACUCCCCUUCACAACAAUUUGGAGGAACUGUGGACCCUGCUUCACUUCCUGAACCCACAGCAGUAUACACAUUAUGAGAAUUUUCAAAAAAAAUAUAACGAAAUUGAAAACACUAGUUUAAUAGGGGAAGCGAAGCAGAAGCAGUUGAUGCAGUUGCAACACGAGUUGCAUGAAGUUAUUUUACGUAGGGUUAAAAAGGACGUGGAGAAAUCUUUACCUAACAAAGUGGAGCGAAUUCUGAGAGUAGAAUUAUCACCCAUCCAGAUUGAAUUUUACAAAAAUAUUUUAACAAAAAAUUAUGAACAGCUAGCUAAAGCAGAGGAGUAG